AUGGGUGUCAUAACAUUGAAGGCCGGAAAUGGUCUGGUCACUUCAGUCGAGAGCGGACUGUUUAUCAACAACGAGUUCGUCGAAGCCAAGGCGGGCGAAACAUUGGACAUAGAGAACCCCUUCAACUUGGAGAAGCUAGCAACACUGUCCGCUGCUCAGGGGGCAGAUGUAGACUUGGCUGUGCAAGCUGCCGAAGCCGCCUUCUAUGGAGGUUGGAAAACGACCCUUCCUCCAGUGCGCGCAAAGCUUCUACACAGGCUGGCAGACCUGAUUGAGCAGCACGCCGACGAGCUGGCCCUUCUUGAAGCCCUGGAUGCCGGAAUCCUUUUCAACGACUCGAAAGGCUUGCACGUGCCCAAUGCUGUGUCUACUCUUCGUUAUUUUGCUGGUUGGACUGACAAGAUCGAUGGAAAGCUUUUGCAAAUACCUGAGGGCACGGCUUAUACUCUUCGAGAGCCCAUUGGGGUGUGCACAGCCAUUGUGCCAUGGAAUUGUCCUCUCAUGAUUACUUCAUGGAAGCUGGGACCCGCCAUAGCCGCAGGGAAUACUCUCAUCAUUAAGACCCCUGAGGCCGCGCCACUAUGGGGGCAGAAGCUUGCUAGCCUGGUCAAGGAGGCAGGCUUCCCCGCUGGCGUCAUCAACAUUCUGUGCGGCGAGGGUGCCAUUGCAGGAGCAGCGCUAUCGGCACACCAAAAGGUGAAGAAAGUAUCCUUCACUGGAAGUACAGCCGUCGGCCGACACGUCCUCCUAUCCGCCGCCAAGUCCAACCUCAAGAAAGUCACACUCGAGCUUGGCGGUAAGGGCCCGUCCAUUGUUUUCUCCGACGCGGACUGGGACAAUGCUCUCUUCUGGACAUCAUUAGGCAGCACAACCAACAAUGGUCAGAUUUGUGCCUCUGGAUCCCGAAUAUAUGUGCAAGAUACUAUUUACGACAAGUUUCUACAAGCAUUUACUGAACGAAUCAACAAGGCCGUACACGGCGAUCCUGUUCUUCAGGAGACAACCAAAGGUCCAGUCAUCAAUGCAUCCCAGCAAAAGAAAAUCUUCAGCUACAUCGAAGGAGCCAAGAACGAUGGAACGAGGCUACUUCAUGGAGGGGAGAAGCUCGACCACAAAGGCUACUUUGUUCCCAACACCGCUUUUGCUGAUGUACCUGAAUCUGCGGCGAUCAUGAAGGAGGAGAUUUUCGGACCAGUUCCGAGCAUCGCCAAGUUCUCCACCGAACAGGAGGCAAUACAAAAGGCCAAUGAUACCGAUUAUGGCUUGAGUGCUGCGGUGUUUACAAACAAUGUAAACAUAGCUCAGCGGGUUUCAGCGGCCAUUGAGUCCGGGCAGGUUACCAUUAACUGCUGGGGAAUGUUGCAUGCCAACACUCCAUUUGGAGGUGUUAAGCAGUCAGGAUUUGGGAGAGAUUUGGGCGAGGAGAGCCUUGAUGGCUGGCUGAACUCUAAGACGGUCAAAUACUUCAACAUUCCUGAGACUUCCAAGUUGUAG
Messenger RNA from Colletotrichum chrysophilum, 1494 nucleotides. RefSeq lists its product as uncharacterized. The record is from RefSeq and is a predicted model, not a curated record. Gene Ontology annotation, molecular function: aldehyde dehydrogenase (NAD+) activity. The coding region runs from base 1 to 1494 and encodes 497 amino acids. Lineage: Eukaryota; Fungi; Ascomycota; Sordariomycetes; Glomerellales; Glomerellaceae. The transcript has 4 exons.